Colletotrichum navitas is the source of this 949-nucleotide messenger RNA. Its product is annotated as clathrin adaptor complex small chain. Gene Ontology annotation, biological process: intracellular protein transport; retrograde vesicle-mediated transport, Golgi to endoplasmic reticulum; intra-Golgi vesicle-mediated transport. Gene Ontology annotation, cellular component: COPI vesicle coat. The coding region runs from base 133 to 735 and encodes 200 amino acids. The record is from RefSeq and is a predicted model, not a curated record. Lineage: Eukaryota; Fungi; Ascomycota; Sordariomycetes; Glomerellales; Glomerellaceae. The transcript is spliced from 3 exons.
GUUGCUGAGGUGGUCAAUUGACAUCCCGCCAGAGAGCUCCCUGCCAGGUUACCGUGGACUAAAGUGGACAACAUAUCAGCCAACCCACCAGCAAGCGCAAUCCGGCGCAACACCUCGCGAACAACCGUUAAGAUGGCUCCUGGAAUGUCCCUGUUUUCUGUCAACGCGAUCCUAAUCCUCAGCAUCGAGGACGGGUCGCGGUUAUUCUCCAAGUACUAUAGCGCACCCCACGCCGGCUCCGCGACACAGAACGGCAGCUCAAACUCCUCUGGCAACCCGUAUCCCGAUGUAAAGUCACAAAAGGCCUUUGAGAAGGGGCUCUUGGAGAAGACGGCAAAGCAGACUGGCGAUAUCAUCUUGUACGACAACCGGAUUGUGCUCUACAAGAUGGAGUCGGACGUCAUGAUGUACGUCGUCGGAGGUGUCGACGAGAACGAGGUUCUUCUGUACAAUGUUAUCCUGGCCCUCAGGGACUCCCUGCAUCUGCUCUUCAAGCAAUCCGUCGACAAGCGCACAAUCGUCGAGAAUUACGACCUUGUAUCCCUCGCCAUUGACGAGAUCGUCGAUGACGGCAUCAUCCUGGAGACCGACCCCACCAUCAUCGUCCAAAGAGUAAGCAAGGCACCGGCGCAAGACGUCGACCUUCGUCGCAUCGACCUCAGCGAACAAGGUGUCAACAACCUGGCCCAGCUGGGCAAGUCGAAACUGGCCGACUGGCUGCGGCAGGGCUUGUGAGCGGCGACGGAUGGUGUCGAAGGGGCAAACUGAGGCGAGAGACGAAGAGAGAAACGGCGGUUGCACAAUGGGAGUUUCAUGGUGGUUUCUAAAGGGGAAUGCAUCAUUUUGAAAAAGCACAUCCUUCUUGAGAGGGAUUGUCAUGACGAAUGCUCAGAUUUAUGCCUGGUUCUAUUUUUUGCCCAAAACAAUGCUCAUUCAUUUAAGCACGGAU